AUGCAUAUUGCAGGCCGUGUCCUCAAGAUGGUCACCGAAAUGGGUUCGGCAUCCAUCGGUGGCAUCAGUCCGGCACUUAGCGCAAAUGCAGCAAAAUCGUUCUUGGAAGCAACAGAUAAGGAAAAGAAAGAAAUGCAAGGAUUAAAUGAUCGUCUUGGCAACUACAUUGAUCGUGUCAAAAAGCUGGAGGAACAGAAUCGUAAACUGGUUUCAGAUCUCGAAGAAUUGAGAGGUCGUUGGGGCAAAGAUACCAGCCAAAUUAAGGUGCAAUACUCGGAUUCACUUAGCAAAGCUCGUAAAGAAAUUGAUGACGGUGCUCGUCGUAAGGCUCGAAUCGAUGUUCAAGUUGCUCGGCUUCGUGACGAUUUGGCUGAAUUACGAAAUCGGUAUGAAGAUGUUCAACACCGUCGUGAAAAUGACAGAGAAAAGAUUAACCAGUGGCAGCAUGCAAUUGAAGAUGCCCAAAGUGAAUUGGAAAUGCUUCGGGCUCGUUGGAAGCAACUGACAGAUGAGGAAACUCGCUUGAACAACGACAAUGCCCGUAUUUGGAAGGAGCUGGAGAAAGCCCGCACUGAUCUGGAUGCUGAGACUAUAGGGCGCAUUGAUUACCAAAAUCAAGUGCAAACAUUAAUGGAGGAACUAGAAUUUCUCCGUCGUGUGCAUGAACAGGAAGUCAAAGAACUUCAAGCCCUGCUUGCCCAAGCUCCUGCAGAUACUCGUGAAUUCUUUAAAAACGAAUUGGCUCUUGCUAUUCGCGAUAUCAAAGACGAAUAUGAUUACAUUGCUAAACAAGGCAAACAAGAUAUGGAAAGCUGGUACAAGCUCAAGGUUUCCGAAGUGCAAGGCUCGGCUAAUCGUGCCAAUAUGGAAUCAAACUACCAGAGGGAAGAGGUAAAACGUAUGCGUGAUAAUAUUGGUGAUCUCCGCGGCAAGCUUGCAGAUUUGGAAAGCAAGAAUGCCCUGCUGGAGAAGGAAGUACAAAACUUGAACUAUCAGUUGAACGAUGACCAAAGACAAUAUGAAGCCGCACUGAACGAUCGUGACGCUACGUUGAGACGCAUGCGUGAGGAAUGUCAGACACUCGUUGCUGAACUACAAGCGCUUCUUGAUACUAAACAAUUGCUUGAUGCUGAAAUUGCCAUUUACAGAAAGAUGUUGGAGGGUGAAGAAAGCCGUGUUGGCCUGAAGAGUAUGGUUGAACAAGUUGUUAAAACACGUUCAAUCCAACAACAAGAAGAUACCGACUCAACUCGUAACAUUCGUGGUGAAGUUUCAACUAAAAUAACAUUCCAACGUUCAGCAAAGGGAAAUGUAACAAUCGCUGAAUGUGACCCUAAUGGCAAAUACAUUAUGCUGGAAAAUACUCACCGAACUAAGGACGAAAAUGUUGGUGAGCACAAGAUUAGACGACAACUGGAUGGUCGCCGUGAAAUUGUUUAUACAAUUCCAGCAAAUACCAUACUUAAAGCUAACCAUACAAUGAAGAUCUUUGCACGCGACCAAGGCGGUGUUCACAAUCCACCAGAUACUUUGGUCUUUGAAGGCGAAAAUACAUGGGGUAUUGGCGCAAAUGUGGUCACCAAGCUGGAGAACAAGAGCGGUGAAGAACGUGCAACACAUACGCAAAAGACAGUUCAAACCGGACAGUAG
Enterobius vermicularis (human pinworm) is the source of this 1650-nucleotide messenger RNA. NCBI's taxonomy places the organism in Eukaryota, Metazoa, Nematoda, Chromadorea, Rhabditida, Oxyuridae. The record is from the annotation of a GenBank genome assembly.